Hordeum vulgare subsp. vulgare (domesticated barley) is the source of this 1229-nucleotide messenger RNA. Its product is annotated as dioscorin DB3S-like. Gene Ontology annotation, molecular function: carbonate dehydratase activity; zinc ion binding. The transcript is spliced from 7 exons. The coding region runs from base 49 to 975 and encodes 308 amino acids. NCBI's taxonomy places the organism in Eukaryota, Viridiplantae, Streptophyta, Magnoliopsida, Poales, Poaceae. The record is from RefSeq and is a predicted model, not a curated record.
UCGAUUCAAGCUCCUGGUUGGUUGGCUUUGGCUACCAUUGACCGACCAAUGGAGGCGGCUCGCCGGAGACAUGCUCGAGCCGCGGGCCCUGCCUUCACUUUGGCCAUCAUUGUGAUCUUCGCCUUCUCCUGUGCGGAAUCCAAAGCGGCACGGACGUCAGCCCCUGCGUCUGGGUCGGCGCCGGCGUUUGCGGUAGCUUCCCAGGAUCAGUUCAGCUACGAGGAGAAAUCCUCAAAUGGCCCUGACAAAUGGGCCAAGGUGAAUAAGGAGUGGGCUACCUGUGGCGACGGCAAGAAGCAGUCCCCGAUCGACAUCUCCAAGGUGAAGACCAAGAAGGACAUGGCCCCCCUAGAGCCGACCUACAAGGCCAGCACUUGCACCUUGCAAAACCGCGGGCACGAUUUCAUCCUGCAAUGGAAAGGUGGGAAUGGCAAGUUGACGAUCGGGAAGAAGGAUUACGCGCUCCAGCAGGUGCACUGGCACGUGCCCUCGGAGCACACCGUGAACGGCACCAGGUUCGACGUGGAGUUGCACAUGGUUCACCAGGACUCGAGCAAGGCCCGCGCCGUCAUCUCCGUGCUCUACUCGACCAAAGAGUCCGGCGACCCCAGCAAGACGCUGAGCGAUCUGGCGCCGUAUUUCGAGAAGCUUGCCGGCAAGCGCAACGAGGACGCGGAGGUGAAGGAGCCCGUCGACCCGUCCGUCUGGGUCGACAAGGGCUCGGGCUACUACAGAUACAAGGGCUCCCUCACCACCCCGCCUUGCACCGAGGGGGUUCUUUGGAACAUCCUCAGCAAGGUACAACACGUAUCCAAGGAGCAGAUCAAGAUGCUGCAGUCAGUGAGCGAGAAACCGGAAAAUAAUGACCGGCCGGUUCAGAAAAUCAACGACCGAGUUGUUAGCUACUUUGAAGGUGAUGAAGAAACUAAAGAUGAGCCAGCAAAGCUUAGUAGGGGUAUGCUGUCCAGGAAGUGAAGCUGUGCCUCCAUUUGCCCUCGCAGUCAGCUCGGAGAUUUGAGCCGAGAGUAACUAUAAACAGUUAAGCACAUACAAAAUGCUCGCAAAACGAAAAAUCAGAAUAACUUCUUUUAUGCUACAAAUUCAGUUACCUGGUGUGAACUAAUACGCCUACAAGGCAAUGGUCAGUUCUUUUUUUGCUGUAAAAUCUGCAUCAUAUAUAGAGGGCGUUUGUUUCCAGGGACUUAUUGGUUUAAGAACUUUAAAAAGUC